CUAAUCUCAGAGUUGGCAGCAAGUGUAAACCCCUCCCUCUUGUAUGACGGCAUGGCCCCGCCCUGCUGGGGUGCACUGCGUGCGAGGUGGUCAGUCACACCGGCAAGCAGGCGGCACGGUAGCACUAGAGGAUGCACGGACUGGCCUAGCUGCAGAAACUUCUCUGCUCCCCCACACAAGAAUGGGGGAUUUAUAAGGACAGAUUUCAACGUGGCUUCUACAACAACCUGGUUUAUAUGAAGAGUAAAUGGAUCAAACCAGUGCUUCUGGAUAUCAUUGCUGUACAUUUUAUACAGAGCUCCUUGGUAUGUAAAGACCAUUAGGAGAUUUUGUUUUCUUGUCUGUUUAUCGCCCCUCCCAUCCGGAAAGUGAGCUGGGAACGCUGACAAGCAUGCACACUGCUGCAGGUGGAAAGACUGGAGACGUCACAUGCCUUAUUCACCUGUUAGACUUGCCACUAAGAAAGUUACCAGUCAGGUUUAUACCACUUUGAGUCAGAGGGAGGGGAGAGAAAAUAAAAAAGGUAGCUCUGCCAUAAGGACAUAAAAAUGGAAAGUGCUUUCACUCCCUGUCACGCUGUAUAGUACAGUCCCGGAACUUUUACAGUGCACAAAAGUUGGAUCUGUUGGCAGAGUGCAGAAGUCCGGAUGUGUUCGGUUAUGGAUGCUGUGUGGAGUUUACAGUGUUCUUCCUGUUCACCUCUGUCUGGAUGAAAUGACUGUGGGUUAAAAACAUGACUUCUCCAUUAACUGCUGAAGAGAACACAGUUGAAACUAAUUAUGAUGAGUUAUGUAUAGAUGAUGAUAAUGAUGUGUUUGCAGCAGAAUCUAAUCUUGAUACUGGUUCCAGACACAACUUGAAUUUAUGGCAUAGAAGUAAUUCAGUUGUCUGGCCCCUUCCAUCCUCAGAAGAUUGUGAAACUGAGGUGCUGCCUAGUGGGAACUCCAGUGGCAGAGGUAGCAUUGAUAGUACCAACUUCACUUUCCCCCAGGAAGCACGCAGUCGCACUUCAUCCCUGGUAAAUGGUCUACUAACAGAACUCUAUGACACAUACCGCGGUGGCACAGGUUCUGCCCAUGGACAACAUCAUGAUAGUGUGGAUAGCUCAACAGAGGCGUCUGGCUCGGAUGCUUUUUUGAGCAGGAGCAACCCUGAAUCUGGAUUUCUGCAGGAGCUGUCAGAGAAGCAGAGCCGCAGGCAUCAAAUCCAGUUCCUGAGGCAAAAAGAUGGCAGUGAAUUGAAAACAAUAAGAGGAGAACUUAAACAUCGUAUUCGGAUUCAGUCUGCCAAGUUACUACGGCAGUUGAAGCAGAAGGACAGACUUCAGCACAAGUUACAGAAGAAUUGCGAUAUUGUGACCGCGUGUUUGCAGGCCGUUUCACAGAAACGUCGUGUAGACACAAAGUUGAAAUUUACACUUGAGCCUUCACUGGGCCAGAAUGGCUUUCAGCAGUGGUAUGAUGCUCUCAAAGCUGUUGCCAGGCUACCCACUGGAAUACCAAAAGAAUGGAGACGGAGAGUAUGGUUGACUCUUGCAGACCAGUACUUGCAUAGCAUCUCUAUAGACUGGGAUAAAACAAUGCGCUUUACAUUCAAUGAAAGGAGUAAUCCUGAUGAUGACUCAAUGGGAAUUCAAAUAGUCAAGGAUCUCCACAGAACAGGCUGCAGCUCCUAUUGUGGACAGGAGGCAGAACAAGAUAGAGUAGUAUUGAAACGUGUGCUUUUGGCUUAUGCCAGAUGGAAUAAAUCUGUUGGUUACUGCCAAGGGUUCAAUAUUUUGGCUGCCCUUAUCCUCGAGGUGAUGGAGGGCAACGAGGGGGAUGCUCUUAAGAUAAUGAUUUAUCUUAUAGACAAAGUACUGCCUAACAGCUACUUUGUCAAUAACCUAAGAGCGCUGUCAGUGGAUAUGGCUGUAUUCAGGGACCUCCUGAGAAUGAAGUUGCCAGAUCUGUCUUACCACUUGGAUGUACUUCAGAGAACUGCAAAUAGGGAAAGUGGAGGAGGUUAUGAGCCCCCUCUCACUAAUGUCUUCACCAUGCAGUGGUUCUUGACUCUGUUUGCCACCUGUCUUCCUAACCACACUGUUCUGAAAAUCUGGGACUCUGUGUUCUUCGAAGGAUCGGAGAUCACUCUAAGGGUGGCACUGGCCAUUUGGGCAAAGCUAGGAGAACAGAUUGAAUGUUGCCAAAAUGCAGAUGAAUUCUACAGUACGAUGGGAAGACUGACUCAAGAGAUGCUUGAGGACAAUCUGAUAGACAGCAAUGAGCUUAUGCAGACUGUCUACUCAAUGGCUUCUUUUCCAUUCCCACAACUCGCUGAAUUGAGGGAGAAGUACACAUAUAACAUCACACCUUUCCCAGCACCAGUCAAAUCUGCUUCAUUUUCUGGACACCCAAGUAAAAUGCGAGACAGCGAUGAGGAAAAUGACAUUGAUGAGGAAGAUAUAAAUGCCAAUUCUGUUGGAUGUCUUGGCCCAUUUAGUGGACUGUUGUCCCCAGAAUUUCAAAAAUACCAGAAGCAAAUUAAAGAUCAAAAAGAGGAACAAAGUUUGAAAUUUGGCAACAUUGCAGAGCUCAGUCCAGGUGCAAUAGAUUCCUGUCGGGGGGAAUAUCACGCUGUGUUUAAUAGUAUGAUGAUGGAACGCAUGACAACAGAUAUCAAUGCCCUAAAGCAGCAAUAUUCCAGGAUCAAGAAGAGGCAGCUGCAGCAGAUUCACCAGGUUUACAUUAGAGCAGGACUUGAAGAAGAAAAAGAUCCUGGGAUCCCAUUUGAUCCCAGGGAUCAGCUGACUAAUGAUAAAGGGCCUGUGAGCAGCAUUUUACAGUCACAAGUUAAUCAUUCUCCAGUUAUAAACCAUUUGUUGCUCGGCAAGAAGUUAAAACAAGUAAACAGGUCUUCUAAAAGCACAGUCAUCCAAUUGCCAUCCUCUAAGUCAAUGAUAUUUCCCAACGAAGAAACCAAAGGUAAGCUGAAUUCUCCAUGGCGGUCUCAAAUCAGAGUUCACCGAAAAAACAUUGCAAGGUCCAAAAGCCAGGUUGGCUAUGGAGACACAAUUGGACUUAUAGAGGAGCAAAAUGAAGUCCCCAAAGAUCAGGUUGAUGCAGACAAGAAAAGUGAGGACCUUGUGCAGCCACCUCCUGCUUUGGUGAGAGAAGAAAGCAGCUUGGAUAGGACUGUUAUGAAGGCUGAUGGACAUUCUCCAGUUCCUCUUUUUCAAGAUGAAAAUGCAAAUGUGACUGUUGUACAGAGCAAGCUAGAGGCAUUGCAGCUGAACCCCAGUAAUGAAAAUAAAGACAAGUCUGAGGUGAUCCAGUCUAGUUCACACAAUUCCCCAAGUGAAAGUGAAACAUUCUCAAGAUCACCCAAAGGGCAUGUUUUUAGUCCUUUCCCCAGCGUUAAGCCACUUAGAAAAUCCACAGCGGCAAGAAAUUUGGGGUUGUAUGGGCCAAACAAUAGAACCCCAACAGUAAAUUUCCCACAUAUGAGCAGAAGCUUCAACAAACCAGUCAACGGUGCCAUUGGGAGUAAGAAGCGAUAACACAGUCCUACCACUUUAUUCUUCAUGCAGACUUUUAUUUUUAAAAGCCUUUCAUUUUUCUGUCCCUAUUCAGACCUUGCUGGUGUUUAUGAAAAUUGUUCUGUAGAUUUGUGGUUCAGUGCGAGAGGCUGCUGCUUUGUUAAAGGUGAUCUUAUUGAAAUGACACAGUUCAGGCCUUCAAAUAAAAUAUACUAGCAAAUUAAUUUGAGAAGAAUAAUGUGAUUUUCUGUUUAAGGGCUUCUUAACAUUUUAUUCAUUUUGCCAUAUCUUCUGGGUAUGCUAUCAGCAGGCAUUCCUGUAUAAAAGUAGAGUACUACAAAAUAAAUGAGUCCUUUACUUGCUUGGUGGCAAGUCCUUAUGUAAAUUACUAAACUUAGGAGUAGAUCCUUCGAUGGCAGAAAAUGCAGCGCAUUGGAGUUCAGUACAUGGAAAGCCACGUAAACUGCUUUGCAUAUUAUCAUCAGUUAAUGAAUAUCACCAUGUUAUAUGCUCUUAUUAAUUUUCUGUAAUAUACCUUAAUUUACAGUAAAGUAAGGUAAUGCAAAUACUGGAUGUUCACUGGAGCCAAUAUGUCGGGCCGUAUUUAUUACGUACGAUCAAUGUAUAGAAGCACUUGUAUUACUCCAGUAGUAUUGUAUGUAUACUCAACAUGUUUCAAUAAUUUAUUGCAUACUAUCAGAAUAGUCAAAUAUAUAAUUUAUGUGUUGAUUUAUGUCUUUUUGCCUUCAUCUAAAUGUAUUUAAUUGGGACAAUUUUAUGUCCUACAUGGCCUGAUAAUUUGUUUUUGGCUGGGUUUUGUGCAGUGAGACAAGCAUGGAAAUAUGCAUGUGUCUUCAGUCAUUGGCACAGGACUGGGAAAUGCAGUAAUUUAAAGAUGAAAGGGACAGUCACCAGCUAAAUGCAUAACGUUUGCAUGCUGGCAUUUUGUGUUGCCUUGCUCUUCAGAUGUGUAAUUGGAGAGUUUUAUUUCUUUCUAGAUUGUAGUUAGGAUGUUUAUGGUUUUCCUUUUUUUCAUUAAAAACGUUAACUCACUUUUUUUAUCUGUAAAAUGUCUGCCCAUCAGCUUCACUAUUUCCCAAAUGUCUCUCAUAUUUAUAGUGCCAAAAUGCAUGGUUUCUUUGGAACGGUAAAAUUACAAGGUUGGAAGUAGACAUAUGGUAUGUAUUGUCUCAUAGCUUAGAUUUCUUUCUUUGAAUAAUAAAGUACUGGAACAAUU
Messenger RNA from Pseudophryne corroboree (corroboree frog), 4754 nucleotides. RefSeq names its product TBC1 domain family member 30 (gene TBC1D30). The record is from RefSeq and is a predicted model, not a curated record. Lineage: Eukaryota; Metazoa; Chordata; Amphibia; Anura; Myobatrachidae. Bases 734 to 3538 code for a protein of 934 amino acids. The transcript has 15 exons. Gene Ontology annotation, cellular component: endoplasmic reticulum.